Messenger RNA from Manihot esculenta (cassava), 1106 nucleotides. RefSeq lists its product as uncharacterized. The transcript has 7 exons. The record is from RefSeq and is a predicted model, not a curated record. Lineage: Eukaryota; Viridiplantae; Streptophyta; Magnoliopsida; Malpighiales; Euphorbiaceae. Bases 212 to 976 code for a protein of 254 amino acids.
CCACAUCAAGCUGCUCUCCGAUGUAAACCUCUCUUCACAUCAUCCUCUCUCUUUCUCUCCCAUUCUGUCUACUGUGCAUCAUAGGACCAUAUCUGCACACGCACAUGUAUAUAUAUAUAUAUAUAUACAACAUGCACACUCUCACACAUGCAUUAUCUCGAGUAUGUGAGCGGCCAUCUUCUUUACUGCCAAUCUGAUCUCUGUCUCAACAAUGGUUGCUAAUGCUAUUUCCUCUCCCCAGGAAAUCCCAGGGAUUGUUGAUGGAAGUUGUGAUCUACCUGUUGCUGGUUCUUGCUUCCAGUUAGUAAACCCAAGUUUCGAUGAGGUCAGCCAGCAGUGCACUCUAGAUGUUUUCCCUUUACUUUUUGAGAAGACUUCGUUUACAAUGGAAGAAAGAUGCGCCUUUCAGACUGCACAUUGCCAAGAUGUCUAUAGUAUUUCAAUGUUAGAGGAAGAAAAAGUUAAUCCAAAAUGUAUAUCACAGCCAUCAUUGUUAAGCUUUGUAGAACUUCCUGAUUCACCAAAAAAGCAGCAGUGUUUAGAUCCUCAAAUGAAUUGCCAGAACUUCAUUGGUUUCAAAAUGGACAAUGCAGAUGCUUAUUCACCAUGCGUUGUGGGUAUAGAUGUUGAGAUGGAAAAUUUGGAAAAAACGAAAUCCAAUAAUGAAGCUGUUGGAAGUUUAAAAGGCGAAGGUCUGCUAACUAGACAAUUAAGCUUAAAAACGUGUGAAAGACUUGUGCAAUUAUUUUCAGAUCCCAGCUCCGCUUUAUUGAAGUUGAUUUCUAAAGAUAAAUCAUUCAAUGAGAGAAUCAACGAUACACCAAACAACAGAUGGAGAAAGUAUAAGCGUGCAGCAUCAUUUGAUUCAAGAAAUAUUGUUCUCCUCUUCUCAAUCUUGUCAAGUUUGGGGACAUUGAUAUUGAUAUUUCUGACUCUGAGAGUUAGGCAGACAGCUGAUGGUUUUGUUAAUUUGUAACAGAUAUCCUUGAGAACUGCGGUUGAAGUUCUCUUUUCUCCUCUUCAAUUUGUUGUAUUAAUUUUCUCCAUUAUGUACAUAAGUCGCACUGUUUUAGAGAUUUUAAUAAUUAAAGUGCUUUUUCCUCUUA